UAGACCGUGACUUCAAACAGAACGGUAACGUGGAAUGAACAAAUAAAGAACCACUCUGGUUAACUUGAUUUUACUUUUGGUUUUUUGGAUUUAAAACCAACGGUUGUUUCGUUUUUCUUGUUUUAUUUUUCUGCUUUAACAAAAAAAAAGAGUUUCACAUUGAAAAAAUUGUCUGUGACACAUAUAAAAAUGUACAACAAUUUACAAUUAUAAUAUUGUUCGUUCGAUGCAUAUUAUGAACAUUUCGUGAAUAUCAACAACAUAUACGAAAAUAAUAAGUUUAAAAAAAGUAAAUCAAAAUUAAGUGUUGGAAACAAAUAAUUCAGAAAAAAGAAAUCCAACGUCUACGACUGGCGUAUGGCGAUAUAUACUUGGUAAUUUAAAACAAAAAUGAGCUGCGUAUAAGGAAAACUUGAGUAUAUAUAAUUCGUGCUUGAUAUAAUUAACUCAAAAUCUCAAAAUGCAAAAGCUAUUAAAAUUGACAUCCAAUAACAAAGUUAUACAAAAAAACGUUUACUAAUUAAAGAAACAUUUAUUUAUUAUAUUUAUAUUUAUUUCAAUUUAUUACCGUUGCCGUUACGCGUAUCUCAAACCAAAUAUGCCGCUAAUUUACCAAUAUUGUGUUAUUAUGAAGUCAAUUUAUUAUGAUCGCUUUAAUGGAAAAGCAAUGAAAAUAAAUCGUUUUAUAUGAAAACAAAUUGAGUGUUCCUUUUGUUUAGCAAUUAAUUUUCGUUUUGAAUAUUAUCAAAUUGGGAUACUCACAAUAAUGCACAACUAACUAAUUGAAAUUAUUGAAUCGAACAAAAAAAAAAAGAAUCGCCCAAUCAUCAUAGCAGAACUAGGUGCGUAAAAUCAUGCAAACAUUUCGCGAUUAUUCUGCACAAGUGUUAUACCAUCACAAGUGCUAUCAAUGAAUGUGCAUCAUAUUGAAAAAAUUCAAAUGUUAAUUAACUGAAUGUGUAAUUAAACAAAGCAGUGCCACAAAUUUAAAAAAUGUUGUAUUAAGUGCACUAAAAUGCAUUGACUCAAUGCAAUUGGUAUGGCAUAUUGUGCUACGAAAAAUAUUUCAACGCAAGGACUUUCAGUCCUAGUUUUCGUGUUGCAUAUUUAUUUGGUUUACUGUGUGUCGACAACCAUACCGUCAGCAAUCUCAGAUGAUGUAGUCAUCCGUGAAUCGGUUGUCAUACCAUCAUCGGUGAAUUCGGAACAAGAGGCCAGGGAAUUGUACGAUCAGGCAUUGAAGCAAUAUGGAUCGUAUGGAUCAUUUGCCAGAAAUAUUUGCUCGACGUGGGAGAGACGAGGAUGUCAAUGUUCGGGUGGGGUUGAAGAACUGGCACUGUCCUGCCGCAGUGUUGGCUUUGAAGAGAUUCCAUUGGAUUUACCGGCGGAGAUAGUUAAAUUAGAUCUUGGUGACAACAAUAUAACAUAUUUGCCAAGUAAAUCAUUCGAUACGGUUCCACAUUUAGAAGAAUUAGUACUAUCAGACAAUACAAUAUCGAAAAUUGAUUCAGAAGCAUUUAUUGGUUUGCACAAGUUGAAACGUUUAUCGUUGCACAAUUGCGGCCUUACUGUAGUCCCUGGAGAAGCAUUAAAACGAAUACGUGGUCUGACUACAUUACAACUAAAUGGCAAUGCAAUUAUGGAAUUGGAUGGAAUUGCUUUUGAGCAUCUGAAAAAUCUUCGUACACUUCGCCUUGAAGGGAAUAUGUUGCAAAAAAUUCCAACCGAUGCACUCAUUGGUCUCGCAUCAUCACUUGAAGCUAUAAACUUGGGAUCGAAUCACUUAUUUAGUAUAAACGAAGGAGAUUUUCCGUUAAUGGAAAAUUUACAUUACUUAUUGCUCAAACGUAAUCGUAUAUCAAACAUAGCCACAGGAUCAAUUGGAAAUUUAACAAAGCUGAAAGUAUUAGAUCUCGACGAUAAUGUCUUAAGUGCUAUGCCAACGGGCCUAGACCAAUUAACGCAUCUUCAAGAAUUAUUCCUUUCCGGUAAUAAAAUUCGCUGGAUAUCGAAAGAUGAUUUACCGAGUAGUAUUACAACGUUAGAAUUGAAAGCCAAUCCAUUGGUUGGUAUUAAAACUGGUGCAUUACAGAAUAUGCCACGUCUUAGAAAAUUAGUAUUAUCGGAAGCACGUAAUUUAAAGGACGUACCGUCGCUGGAGGGCUGUGUAUCGUUGGAGACACUUCGAAUGGAUCGGGCGAGUUUGUCAAGUGUUCCCAGCGAUCUUUGCUUAAAUUCACCGAGAUUGAAAAGCUUGGUACUAAAGUCAAACAAACUUCGAAGCAUUCCUGAAUUGGCUAGUUGUAAGGACUUGCGAAUAUUAGAUUUAUCGGACAAUCGAAUUGAUUCGUUACAUGGAAAACCUCUUAAAGGGUUGGGACAAUUACACGAUCUAUUACUGUCUUAUAACGAAAUUGCAACCAUUCCAUAUGAUGCUUUCUUCGGCGUACCCAAUCUGCAAUCAUUAGAUUUGGAGGGGAAUACAAUCAAUUUCAUUCACGAAGAUUCGUUUGCUGGUUUUGUACAAUUAGAAGAUUUAAAUUUAGGAAACAAUAUUUUUCCAAAACUGCCAAAGACUGGUCUGCAUAGAAUCUUGCAUUUAAAAACCUUUAAUAAUCCGAAACUUCGAGAAUUCCCAGCCCCGGACACAUUUCCACGAAUUCAGACGCUAGUUCUCUCAUAUGCGUAUCACUGUUGUCCAUUUCUACCGCUAAUGACGGUGCCAACAGUGUCCAAGCACCCGUCGCUUAAAGAAUCUGUUCUGUUUCCCACAGAUGAUGAUUUUGACAGAACCUUGUGGAAUAACAGCCAAACGGAUAUUUGGCCGCAACUGCACAACCUCAGCAAAAAAUUUGGCAGUCAAAUAAAUGAUCUGUGGGAUUCAUUCGGCCAAGACUUCACUUAUCCAGGAAAUCUACCGGCCUAUGUCGAAGAAUAUUUUGAAGAAGAAACAACGCCAACGCGCCCAUUCAGUUCGGAGCUAACACCUGGCUCUGUACAAUGCUUACCAAUGCCCGGUCCGUUUUUGCCAUGCCAAGAUCUAUUCGAUUGGUGGACAUUGAGGUGUGGCGUUUGGGUGGUGUUUCUGCUGGCUAUGCUUGGCAACGGCACCGUUGUGUUUGUCUUAAUUUUCUCUAGGUCAAAGAUGGAUGUACCACGAUUUUUAGUGUGUAAUUUGGCUGCUGCCGAUUUUUUCAUGGGCAUCUAUUUGGGUAUGUUGGCGGUUGUCGAUGCUAGUACAUUAGGUGAAUUUCGUAUGUAUGCCAUACCAUGGCAAAUGAGUUUCGGUUGUCAACUAUCCGGUUUUUUGGCGGUCCUAUCGUCCGAACUAUCGGUUUACACUUUGGCUGUUAUAACGCUGGAACGUAACUAUGCAAUUACUCAUGCAAUGCACUUGAAUAAACGGUUAUCGCUGCGACAUGCUGGUUAUAUUAUGAUCGUCGGUUGGAUUUUCGCAUUGACGAUGGCUCUAUUACCAUUGCUGGGUAUUUCGGAUUAUCGAAAGUUUGCAGUGUGUCUUCCAUUCGAGACCACAAAUGGAACGGCCAGCCUGGUGUACGUUAUCUUUUUGAUGUUCAUUAACGGUGUGGCGUUUCUGAUACUGAUGGGAUGUUACUUGAAGAUGUAUUGUGCGAUCCGUGGCUCUCAGGCGUGGAAUUCGAACGAUUCUCGCAUCGCAAAACGUAUGGCCUUAUUAGUGUUUACAGAUUUUAUUUGUUGGUCACCAAUCGCCUUCUUGUCGCUGACAGCCGUAUUUGGUUUUCAUUUAAUAUCUUUGGAGCAAGCGAAAGUGUUUACGGUAUUUGUGUUGCCAUUAAACUCUUGUUGCAAUCCAUUUUUAUAUGCAAUAAUGACCAAACAAUUUAAGAAGGACUGUGUGUUAAUAUGUAAGGCUAUUGAAGAAUCACGAGUGACUCGUGGCAUUGGUAGAUGUAGACACAGUUCAAACUUUAGUAAUCGACAAACUCCGGCAAAUACGAACUCAUUAGCUGAACGUUCGUCUAAGGAAUUGCCGCCACUAACGCCCGGUCAAACUUGUGCAUGUGCCAAGUUAUUAGAACAAGACGCACCGAAAAGUCGUACGGUCGACAAACGUAACAUUUUUGCGCGUGCAUGGGGACGAUUAUUUCGAAAGAACGUUAAACGUUCCGAAAACCGUCGAGACAUGCGAUCCGACCAAUAUGCUUAUCAAAUAGCAGAAAUCCAACAGAAACAAUAUAAACGCGCCGGAUCGGUGUCCAGCGAAAAUUUUAGCUCGUCCAGAUCCGAUUCAUGGCGUCACGGACCACCACAUCAUUGUAUUCCAUUACGAAUAUUAGAUCCGCGACGCAGACAUUCGAGUUGGUUGAUUACUCGUAAAACAUCGCAGGACUCAAAUUUGUCAAGUUCGCGCAAUGAUUCGUCUGCAUCUGCGACGACAGCAUCAACAUCGACAUUUCGAAUGUCUAGAUCUAGUGCAGGCAGUACUACACCGUUGCCACCAAUCAUAGGUAAUAGCAAACAAUGUGGAACGAAACCACGACUGGUACGCCAACAAGCCGUUCAAGAGGAGAGUGCUGAAUUGUCCUGCUCUCCCCCGAGACUAGGCGUAAGAUUUCUACCAACAAUUCCUUCGGCAGCGGACAGUAGCGUUGUGAUCGAUGAAGAAUCGAAUAAUGAUAGUACGGCCGUAGCUGGCAGUGGUAGUGGACCAGGAACACCAUUUUAUACCGUUUUGCAAAGUGGCAGUACAUUGACCACAUUAUCUAGUCCAAAAAACAAAAGUAAACCUCCAUAGAUUGUAAGCUAAUCUGACUUAUGUGAGUGAAAUAUUUUAGUGGUUAAGGUCAUUACAAAGUGCGAAGAUGUAAAAAAAAGAUUUGAGUUCAGGUGUGUAUAGAGAAACGUGAGUGUUCAGAGUUCGUCGACUUAUUUGUUUUUCCUUAAAAAUAUUAGGAUACUGUACGUACAGGCGCAAAAUUGAUUUUUAUUAAUUUGACUUACUUGUCGAUUGUUCUAUCUACACUCGGUGUAAUUUAACUUACGAACAAGGGAGUCUAAGACUACUAAUGGGUUAGAAAUCUUACCAAGCAGACAAGCAAUGCUUAGAGAAAAUUGUGGAAGUUCAGGAGAACACUUUUAAUUUGUCGAUACUAAAUUUGUGCUAACAUAAGAAGUAAGGAUCAAUUUUAUGCCAAUCUGUAUGGGAGGACACUAAGUUUGCUUGGAGAACAUUUGUAAGAUUUCUGAUCCAAGGGAAGUCAGUAAUGUGUUCACUGCGGCUUAAAAAUUUUAUCAGCCAAAAUUUGAAUAGUUUUGGUCAGUUUUCAAUAACAGACAACACAAACAAUCAGUGCCGGUAUCAUCAUCCUCGACCUUAUUAUUUGAUCUUUUGGUGAUAUCCUCUAUUUCUGGUGUUACACUCAAGUCGAGACAUAAAGAACAAUCACAUCUGAGGCUGUAAGUUAUCAGUUGAUUAUGUAAGCGUAUGGGGUAACUAAGUAGACAUCAGGUAGAACCAGGGACUAAACUAAGGAACAUCGCAGGUGGGAAUUUUCCCACCUGCGCCCCCCGAAUUCCCAUCUGUGAAUCCAGACUUCCCCACAAUAAAAAUCAUGUUGACCUUACUUAAAGUAAUCCAAAAGAAACAAUAAUUCAAUCAAAAAUUUGCCUGCGGCGCUUCCAACAUCUACUACGUUUAUUUCUUUGACUCAAAGUCAGGGUCUUUCGGAUGAUAAUAAAACUUGAAAAUGUUUGUAACAUAAAAUGUUCCCUAUCCUGUGAUUGAAAAUAUACAUGAGUGCAGACCAAAAACCUUAAAUGUGUUUGUCGCUCGUAACACGAUAACUCAAGUAAUUCUCAACGGAUUUCCAAAAACCUUUUUAAAUCAACAAAGAAUCAAAUUCCUGAGGUUUCGUUCGAAGAUGGGCUAUAACAGUUUGGUGGCCUUAGAGAUAUUCGCAAAAGAAGUUUGGUGUCGUUGCUUUAGAAAACAACGUGAGACAUUUUCAACGAAUUUCCUAUAUUUUUUUGUAAUUCCUGGGGUUGAGUUGGACGAUGUGCUUUUAUGGACCGCGCGAUUUAAAAAAUAUUCCUAACAGAAUAUCUCUCUCUCCUCUUUAUCAUCUAUUUACUGCCAUCAGUAGUGUUCAUAAAAAAAAAAGAAAUUUCGACAAGUCGCUUCGCUCGAGUUGCAGGGGCAAAUUUUCAGGAAAUUUACUUGCCAGAAAGGUCUUAGAAUAUAGACAAUUCCAACGAAUGAACGUUUCAGCCAGACCAAAUUUAUGACAUCUUUUCAGCGCCUUACUCUGAAAAUUUGUUUUUAAGAAAAUAAACGGAAUGAACAAUUUUGAAAUAAUCAAGACAAAGAACUGCUUUGAGUAAGACCAUUUUAUGAUAUUUUGGUAACAAUUACAAAAAUCUAUUAUGGAUUCGAAGUAAAGGUGGAAUGUCCUUCGAUGUUGUGUGGCUGAUCUGGCUGGAUGAUAAUUUUGUUACUGGCGACAGAUUUUAU
Bradysia coprophila is the source of this 6493-nucleotide messenger RNA. RefSeq names its product G-protein coupled receptor rickets (gene rk). Gene Ontology annotation, molecular function: G protein-coupled peptide receptor activity; protein binding; protein-hormone receptor activity. Gene Ontology annotation, cellular component: plasma membrane. The record is from RefSeq and is a predicted model, not a curated record. Gene Ontology annotation, biological process: activation of adenylate cyclase activity; hormone-mediated signaling pathway; adenylate cyclase-activating G protein-coupled receptor signaling pathway. Lineage: Eukaryota; Metazoa; Arthropoda; Insecta; Diptera; Sciaridae.